AAAACGAUUGACGUCACGAGCUGGGUUCGACGAGCUGAUCCCAAACCAGUAGGAAAAAACAGAGCCUGUUUGCAAGACUUGGCGGUUUAUUUUAAUUCCUUUUUAAAUUAGAAAGCUAAACCCGGGUCUAAAAUGGACGAACAGUCGCGGGCUAUUUUACAGCGGACUUUACGGAGACUCCCCAGUAAAAAGACGCAGAGCACGCUGAGAGCCUGGGGUUGUUUAUCAGCUGAGCAGCUCGAGGAUCUGGACUAUACUCAACCAAAAUGGCUGCUUUUGGAGAAUGUAAUAUUUAAAUGUGAGGAAAGCAGGCUGCGUUUAAAAGACGUGACGAAGCUGGAGAUGGUCUAUUACAUGGAGAACCCUAAUCAAGGAACAUGGCACGCGUUUAAACUCACUGGAGCAGAAGAUGAAGCCCUUUCUGUGGACUUCACCCAGUUUAAGGAGAUGUUCGUUGCCCACUUAGAGGAAGUCGUCAAACACGUAUCCGUCAGGAUAAAGAAACCGGAAGACGGCGCGGUAUGGAUCCGAAUCGCGUGGGGCGAUAAUUUCACCAAACCCAACCACUUCAAGCCAACUUACGCUGUUCAUUAUCUCCAGACUCCAUACGUGUUUAUCCUUAAUCUCACCGCCAAGCACAAGCCUUAUCUAUAUCAGGUCACUUCAUUCUAUUUAUUUAUUUAUUUUGGUCACAUUUUCAUGAGCUUUUAUUAUUAUUAUUAUUAUUAUUAUUAUUUUUAUAUUUGUCUGUAUGAAUCUGAUUGUUUUUACCGGUCUCACUCUCAGGCUUUAGUUCUGUCCACCAGAUACGUGUCCAUAAACGAAGCUCACCUGACCGGUAGAAGCCUCGCCGCCAUGCGAGACCUGCUCAUGAAGCAGUAUCAACAGGUUUUCCCAAAUCAGGAAAGGACCUUAAAGGAAAGAAACGCGCUUCCUUCACAUCCCAAUAUCGAUAGAGAGCAUGCCGAGUUUGCUGAGGGAAAACAUCAGAUGGCCUGUGAGGCUUUCGGUGACGGGACGGUGCCCAAACUGGAAACAGCCGUGUACAAGCUUGAAACCAGGUACAGAGGCAGCAGCAACAACACACUCAGUGACCGAGAUGAGCUCUUCAGAGGCGUGGUCAAGUUCUCCAGCCCCAGCCUCCUGGAGUCUCUUCGGCACUGCGCGUCCACCGGCAUGUCCGAAGGCCCCGUCACUCCUCUCUUAUCCUCCAUCACACAGAAAGGAAGGAACCUGUUUGUGAUCGCUGAGAAAGUUCCGGGAUCCACGAGCCGGACACCUGCACGCAAGACUUAACACGGUUUAUACCCGAGUACUCUUCUUGCACGAGCGGUUCCAGUGUGUUUGUGUUCUUAUGGUGUUUCUUAUGUGUUUUAUUAUUAUUAUUAUUAUUAUUAUUAUUAUUAUUAUUUUUACAUUUUAAACCUCGUCUAAUCCAUUUUACAAGUUUAAAAAGUUUUAAAUAAAGUUUUUAACUUUUCCGUACCGAAA
This is a messenger RNA of Ictalurus punctatus (channel catfish), 1491 nucleotides long. RefSeq names its product centromere protein N (gene cenpn). The record is from RefSeq and is a predicted model, not a curated record. Bases 133 to 1296 code for a protein of 387 amino acids. Lineage: Eukaryota; Metazoa; Chordata; Actinopteri; Siluriformes; Ictaluridae. Gene Ontology annotation, biological process: chromosome segregation; CENP-A containing chromatin assembly. The transcript is spliced from 9 exons.